GCACAAACCCUGGUUUAUUGGUUUGCAGGGCGCCCAAGGGUGCCCCGGGGAAGGGGUGCCAUGGUGAUGCGGGGCCCCGAUCCCGGCCCUGGGCCCCCCUACCCGCUGGCUCUGGGACUGAGCACCUUGCACACGCUCCUCUACGCCGGCCUCUUCCUCUUCGCGUACCUGCAGCUCUGGCUGCUCCUCUACUACCGGGAGAAGCGGCUCAGCUACCGCACCGUCUGCCUCUUCCUCUGCCUGCUCUGGGCGGCGCUGCGCACCGUCCUCUUCUCCUGCUACCUGCAGGGCGCCCUCCUGCCGACCCACGCCGGCGACGGGCAGCCCCGGCUGCCGCCGUUCUCCCGCUGGCUGCUCUUCUGCUUCCCCGUCUGCCUCCUCUUCGCCGCCGGCUGCCUCCUCAAUCUCUAUUUCGCCGAGGUGAUCUUCAAAGUGAAGUGUGCCGCUGAAUUCAACAAAUACAAGGCCACCUUGUACGUGGGCUCCGUCCUCACCAGCCUCCUCUUUGUCUUUGUGAAUUUGACGUGCGCACUUCUGGCGCACGGCGACCUCCCCGAGGACCAGCUGCGGUGGACGGUUUUCACCCGGGCUCUGGUCAACGACACCCUCUUCAUUCUCUGCGCCGUCCUGCUAGCCUGUUUCAUGUGCAAGCUGUCCAAAAUGUCUUCGGCCAAUGCUUACCUUGAGUCCAAGGGCACAUCUGUCUGCCAAGCCUUGCUUGUGGGUUCCGUCGUCCUCCUCCUGUACUCCUCGAGGGCUUUCUAUAACCUGGUGGCGGUGGCGAUCUCGCCGGAUCACGUGCCCAGCCCGUUCAACUAUGGCUGGGAUAACCUUUCGGAUAAGGUUCGAGGCGAAGAAUCCGGCAGCGAAGAGUACGUGGUCUUUGGGGUUGUGUUGUUCCUCUGGGAAUUUGUCCCUACAACAUUCCUGGUUCUCUUCUUCCGGGCUCAGAGGCUGGCACAGAACUUGGCGCCGGCAGGAAUGAUAAACAGCCACAGCUACAACUCCCGGGCCUAUUUCUUCGACAAUCCAAGGCGGUACGACAGUGAUGACGACCUUCCGAGGCUCAGCGGAGGAAGCCUGGCUACCCCUCAGAGCUCUGGCUGGUACGGUUCCUUGACGGGGAGUGACAGCUGCGUCAUGAUCCCUCCGUUGGUGGCCCCUCCGAUGGACGUGGCCCCGCUGCUCUUCACCCACGGGAGCCUGGAGUCCAGAAGCCACCCGACCCCCCGCCUGGUGCCGUAGGACUGGAACUGGCGCACCUCUCGGGGAGGGGGCUGCGCCUGGGUGGGAAGUGGCCGGAGCGGGGCUCCAACCGGGUGCGCGGGACUCGGAAGCAGCUCCCCAAAUACCUAGCGGGGCUCCCCGAGGUUUCCGGAACGUGGGAACGGAAGGAUGGGGGCUUUGCGAAGCCAACUCUCCUUUGCCAAGCGGUACUUGCAAUGAUGGAAGCCGGUGAGGUCAAACCACAGCCCCUUAGAAGUAUUUCGUUUCAGUGGGUUGGGCCUUCC
Messenger RNA from Lacerta agilis (Sand lizard), 1511 nucleotides. RefSeq names its product integral membrane protein GPR137C-like. Gene Ontology annotation, cellular component: lysosomal membrane. Bases 61 to 1245 code for a protein of 394 amino acids. NCBI's taxonomy places the organism in Eukaryota, Metazoa, Chordata, Lepidosauria, Squamata, Lacertidae. Gene Ontology annotation, biological process: positive regulation of TORC1 signaling. The record is from RefSeq and is a predicted model, not a curated record. The transcript has 7 exons.